Molecule: messenger RNA, 2922 nt
Organism: Frankliniella occidentalis (western flower thrips)
Lineage: Eukaryota; Metazoa; Arthropoda; Insecta; Thysanoptera; Thripidae
Gene: cv-d
Exons: 18
Coding region: 1-2922 (973 amino acids)
Biological process (GO): lipid transport
Molecular function (GO): lipid carrier activity
Source: RefSeq, a predicted model, not a curated record
AUGGCCCCGUUCGUGUGCGGGGCGGGCGCGCAGCAGUCGCCGCUCACCUCGCACAGCGAGGCCCUGUACGCCCUGACCGCUGCCGGCAAACUGCUGCGCGCGGAGGCCUCUGGCAUCCUCCUCAUGCAGCCCUUCCAGGCCAACGCGGAGAUGCAGUACAUGACGGCCAGCCAGUCGCUCGUGCUGGACCACGCGGAGGCGACGUCGCAGCCAAUCGAAAGGAGCGGAGCAACGCGUACCGUGGAACUGUCCUACCAGCACGCCAUAGACCAGCCGCUCAGCAAAGCCGCUGCCGACGAGGCCUGCGCCAGGGUGGUAGGCCUGCUGAAGCGCCUCGUGCAGCGACUUAGCCAGUCCAACGUGGUCCCGGAUACGGAGCGACUGCACGAACAGACGGCCGUCCAGGUCCUGGAGCUCCUCGUAAGCUUCAACUACACCACUCUGGACCAGCUGUAUGCCUCCGUCAUGCUGGGCACUAGCUAUGAGCAGGAAACUAUGGGGAACCUAUUUAUGGAAUUGCUCCCUCAGGUGGGCACCUACGAUGCGAUUUUGCUCACGAUAAACCUGGUCAAGGACCGCAAGGCAACCGAUUGGACCGCUCUGCAGAUGCUCAUGGCCCUCCCAUUUUAUCUACGCCAGAACUCUCUGGCCCGCCACAGCGCCGAGGAGAUGCUGAAGUCUUGUGAGCCUAUGCUUUCCAUAGAAGAUGUCAGUAAUGAUGUACAAAAAACUGCAAUAUUAACUUUUGCAUCCUUAGUCAAUAAACUAUGUGCAAAUGGCAGAUGCAAACCAGAGACUGUUGAGAGAUAUAUUCGUGUUUAUGUUGACAAAUUCACAGAGAGCACAACAUAUGAGCAGCAAAUGUUGUAUCUAGAAGGACUGAGUAACAUGGAAGUUGGACAAGUUGUAGACUUUUUGGAACCUGUAAUAAAAGGAAAUGUUACAGACCUCUCCCGGCAUUCAUCUCAUCACAUACGUUUUCUUGCUGUUUGGGCUACUAUGAGUACUGCUCCCCAUUCGCCUAGAAGGGUGUAUCAAUUGUAUUGGCCAAUCCUAACUAACUCAUCAGAACACCUGGAAAUGAGGGUUGCUGCACUCACUAUGCUGAUGAUUUCCGUGGACAGCCCUGCCAGAUACUGGUCGCUCUAUUGUGCUCAGGCAGCAUCUCAGUUGGUUCGUGUUGUUCCCGAGCCUGUAGACAGCACAUGGCCAACUAAAAAUUACAUUAUUGACUAUGAGCACCAAUCUCUCGGUGUUGGAGGAUUUUUGCAGCUCUUUAUGAUAGGUAGUGAGCGUACAUUUCAGCCAUCAGUCAUCUAUCUAACAUUUGGAAAACAUGCAUCCCAACGUGUGUUGUCCGAUGUUUCGGUAUACCUUAAACUUCAAGGAGUCAGUGAGGCAGCACAGGCUGCACUCAUGAAAAUAGAAACGUCUAAUAUGAAAGUCCCACAACUAAUUGAGCUAUUACGUUCAAUGAAAGUUAAUACAAAAUACCCAGAGCCAGUACAUGUUGAAAUUUUGCUCAAAAGGGAAGGGCGAGUUAUUCUGUGUCAUCAUUUCAACAAUUCAUUCAACAGCCUAAGCACAUUAAAGGACAAAAUAGCAACAUUUUUUAACCAAUUCCAUGUAAAUGCUCAACGUUUAUGGUAUCCUGUUCUCUUAGAAAUGACACAACCUACCUUAUUAGGCACUCCUGCUAACAUUCAACUUACAUCAUCAGUACUGACAUCAUUGCGAGGGGAUUUCCAUCAGGUCCCAAAUACUAGGAACCUGACAAUACACAACAGACUUGAUGUGAGACUCUCAGUAACUGUUGAGACAGCAUUGAAAUCAUUUAACCCUUUGAGUGAUGUUUGGCACGGAGUUGAUCGAUCACUCGGGUUCCAUGGCCAAAUACCUUUUGUGUGUACAAUUUCUAUGGACACAACAAAUGCGCAUGUUAGUCUAGGACCCUUAAAUGAUACUGUUGGACUUGUUGGACAUCUACGAAGUGGUGUCUUUGUGAAAGGUCUUGCUGCUGAAACUGCACUCUACCACCAUUGUAAGGAUUGUUUGCUUUACCAUACUGUCGGGGCAUACUCAGAGAACCAGAAAACACGUGAAGUGCUUGACAUGAGUAUUGAAGAUUUAGGAGCAAAACUUGAAAUCUCUCUUUUUGAUUGUGAUCGACCAUACAGCACAUUAGACUACAUAAAAUUAGGAGCGGGGUUAUUGGAUCCUCACACAAACAAUUAUCAAAUGGUACCUGGUGGCUUACCACUUCUCGGUGUGAUUCAUCUGGCAGAUGUGGCACUUAUUCAAGCUCCAAGGGGUUCCUGUGGCAUAAUUUCUACUCUACGAACUAUAGGCAGCAGAAAUACUGAGUUGGAUUUGGCAGUGAGAGCAUCAACAGAGGGAAUUCCUGGGAAACCGACAGAGACAUUGCCUGGUGAAAGGAGUUUCAUUUACCUGACUCUAAGUCACCGAGAACAUGGUCUUGAAAGUCCAUUGCAUCAAAUUGAAAUUAAUGGUAUUCAUAGGAGAUUCGCUGGGCAUGCAAAACAUGACCUUCAGCUCAAGAUAACACGUAUUAAAAAUGGAACCCUAACUUCUGUGAUGUGUGUGGAGGCUGAUUGGAACAUGCCCCCAUGGCACCCUGACCUCAUUCCCUUAUCAGACACUAUAACAGGAAACUUAAACACAGUUUGGGGCAGUAGCAGUUCCAGUGGUCGAUGUCCUGUAGGGGGCGCAUCACUUAAACUCCGAGCCAAAGCAGAAGCUACCAUGGAACAGUUGGCACUUGCAACAAGUGCUUUGACUUGGCCAUAUAACCAGUGCAAGAAAGACAGCUUGAAUCGUCAAGAAUGGGGUGAUACUUUUACUCCCCUCACCCCUGCAUGUCAAGAAGAGGCACGCUACUUGGGUGAUUACAAUUCACCUUGA